Messenger RNA from Fusarium coffeatum, 960 nucleotides. RefSeq lists its product as uncharacterized. The record is from RefSeq and is a predicted model, not a curated record. The transcript has 3 exons. Lineage: Eukaryota; Fungi; Ascomycota; Sordariomycetes; Hypocreales; Nectriaceae. The coding region runs from base 1 to 960 and encodes 319 amino acids.
AUGAUAUCCCGCGCUUUGCUCGUCAUCGAGCCCAUCGUAUACGGCAUACUGCUCCUCCCUGUAGCCUAUCUCUUGAAACUCCAUGGCAAACCAGGCUUUCUAUGGACGCUGUACCUUACACUGUUCUCCCUCCUCCACGUCAUCGGCGGUAUCAUGAUGCUUUGCGAAAGCAAGCAUGCUCUGAUAAUCUUGAACAUCUGUGUGGGUAUUCUCAUCCUUGCGACCUCGGCAAUUUGGUUUGAAUUAAAUCACCACUGGGAGACGAACAAUGCGAUGCAAAAGAUCAAAGUUGCCAUAAUCCACAUUCUGGUUAUCGUGGGCGAACUUUUGUUGAUCUUGGGUGCCACUGAUCCCGGUGCGCAAGGCAGCGCGCAGGUCAAGAUCGGCAUCGGUUUGGGAUGUCUGGCAGUGGCUGCCAAGCUCAUGGUCAUCCAAGCCAUCGUCGCCAUCGUCGAAAAGGACUGCUCUUGGAAAGACGACAAGAGCAGACUCCUCUUUGCAACCACAUUCGGUUCCGUCUGCCUCUGCGUCCGCGUCAUCUACUCGAUGUGCGUCAUGACAAAAACGUUUGCUCAGCAAGAACGAUGUGCAUCAAGCAUGCAGGGCAUUUACUUUGUGUUGCUCCCCGAGGCCCUUACUGCCAUUGCCUAUCUGGCUGUUGGGCUGUGGACGCGAAACAUUGGCGAGUCCCAGACAGAAGACGCGAAAGAAGACACUCCUGACUUGGAUGAACAGGCACCACCACCGAUGCCGAUGCCCCCGAUGCCGCCUAUGCCUAACGUGGACGAACCAGCGUGGGGCGUGCCACACCCAGUUCCUAUCGCACCAAGACCGAGACCUGCUGUGGCGGAAUUGGCAGCGCAGGCGGCGGAGGCGCGACGGGACAGGCAGCCAGAAGCUUAUGAGAUGAACCAGUUUGAUCCUCUUGACGAGUGGCAAAAUGUGGAGUUGGCGAGUUAG